Penicillium canescens is the source of this 1395-nucleotide messenger RNA. Its product is annotated as kynureninase. Gene Ontology annotation, molecular function: pyridoxal phosphate binding; kynureninase activity. Gene Ontology annotation, cellular component: cytoplasm. Gene Ontology annotation, biological process: NAD+ biosynthetic process. NCBI's taxonomy places the organism in Eukaryota, Fungi, Ascomycota, Eurotiomycetes, Eurotiales, Aspergillaceae. The transcript has 4 exons. Bases 1 to 1395 code for a protein of 464 amino acids. The record is from RefSeq and is a predicted model, not a curated record.
AUGAUUUUCACGAAAGCACCCAAGCCCGUAUUCCCUGCAGAGGCGGCAUCGUUGGAAUAUGCUGCUUCGCUGGAUGCCGCGGACCCUUUGAGAGGUUUCCGCGACCAAUUCAUUAUUCCCUCCAAGGCCAAUCUCGCGACAAAGAAGCUAGCGAAGCCGGGACUUUCCUCAGAGCCCAGCAUUUAUUUCUGCGGUAAUUCAUUGGGUAUCCAGCCCAAGGCCGUAUCAAAGUACAUGGAGGCCCAGCUGGAUACCUGGUCAUCCAUUGGAGUCUGCGGCCACUUCACUGAUCUCGAAGACUCACCAUUGAAGCAAUGGCAGCUAUUGGCCGAGCAGGCUGCUGCGUCCAUGGCCCGGGUUGUCGGUGCUGCGCCUGAAGAAGUCGCCGCUAUGGGCACAUUAACCGGGAAUCUUCAUUUAUUGCUUGCUAGCUUCUACAAGCCGACUGAGACCCGACGAAAGAUCUUGAUGGAUUGGAAGGCAUUCCCUAGCGACCAUUACGCAAUCGAGUCUCACAUUGCCUGGCACGGCCUCGACGCUAAAGAGAACAUGGUUCUCAUUGGCCCAGAUGAAGGCCAACAUGAGAUCUCAACAGAGAAGAUCCUGUCGUACAUCGACAAGCACGCCGAGGAUGGAGCAUUGCUUCUCCUCCCCGGUAUCCAGUACUACACCGGGCAGCUAUUCGACAUCCCUCAGAUCACCAAGUAUGCUAAAGCGCGCAAUCUCGUCGUUGGAUGGGAUCUUGCUCACGCCUACGGAAAUGUGGAGCUCAAGAUGCACGACUGGAACGUUGACUUUGCUGCUUGGUGUACAUACAAGUAUGGAAAUGCCGGGCCCGGCGCGAUGGGUGGUCUUUUCGUUCAUGAGAGACAUGGAAAGGUUGAUUACAGUGCUGGCGAGGACUCUCCCAAGUUCCGUCAUCGAUUGACUGGAUGGUAUGGUGGUGACCGCUCGGUCAGAUUUAAGAUGGAUAAUAACUUCAAGCCAAUUCCGGGUGCCGGAGGUUUCCAGCUCUCCAACCCUUCAGUCAUUGAUCUCACUUGUCUCUGCGCAGCAUUGUCCGUCUUCGACCAGACCUCGAUGACAAACCUGCGCCAAAAGUCUAUCAAGUUGACAGCCUAUCUGGAGCACCUGCUUUUGAAGGAUACUACGAAAGAGACAUGCUUAUUUGAGAUCAUCACUCCCUCAGAUCCCCAUGCUCGCGGUGCGCAAUUGAGCAUUCUGCUCAAGCCUGGCCUGUUGCACACAGUAUCGGACAGGCUGCAGAAUGCGGGUAUCAUUUGCGACAAGCGCGAGCCCGGUGUCGUCCGUGUUGCGCCUACGCCUUUGUACAACACUUUCUCCGAAGUAUUCAAGUUCGUCGAGGAGUUCAAGGGUUCGCUGUCUUCAUUAUAA